Messenger RNA from Morone saxatilis (striped sea-bass), 9709 nucleotides. RefSeq names its product chondroitin sulfate proteoglycan 4 (gene cspg4). The record is from RefSeq and is a predicted model, not a curated record. Lineage: Eukaryota; Metazoa; Chordata; Actinopteri; Moronidae. The transcript is spliced from 11 exons. The coding region runs from base 91 to 7071 and encodes 2326 amino acids.
GCAGGUCCCAAAACUGGAAACUCAUUCAGUCCCUUCUGAAUGGAGUGUCUUUAACGUGAGAGUGGAGGACUUAACUUUCAGCACGUAAAUAUGAGAGCCCUACAUUUGGUCCUGGUUGGUGGCUUCUUGACCCUGCUGUUCUGCCUCCCCAGUCCCGGCCAUGGAGAAUCCUACUUUGGUGACAGCUUCUGCAGUUUGCAAGCCUUCCAAGAUGUCUCCACCUUUCACCUGUCACUACAGAUCAAGACAAGUCGGCGAAGCGGGCUGCUGUUACUGGCUGCAGGAAUGGAAGACUACCUGUUUCUUGAGCUCCAAAAUGGAAAAAUACAGGCACGGAUGAACAUGGGGGCUGGCGAGGUAACACUGUCCUCAUCCCAAGGAGUACAGCUGAACAACCUUCUGGACCACAAAAUCUCACUCACUCUGCAAGAUGGAAAACUCACCAUGACAAUUGAUGAGCUCUUCCCAACAUAUGUUCCUGUGAAUGAUGACGAGGAACAGCUCAAUAUUGACCUGGGCAUAUGGCUUGGAGGAACAGGAGACCUGGAUGCUCCCUACUUGAGCAAUGCCAUUCCCCCUUUCCGUGGCUGCAUGACUCACAUCAAAUUUGAGUCCCAUCAAUUUGAUAUUCUCAGCACAGCAUUUAAACAAUGCCACGACACAAAGGAAUCUUGCAGCAGUGAGUUUGAGGCUGGUGAUGGAGAGGCAACUAGUUUCAGUACUCCUGAUUCCUUUAUGUCCUUCCCCACCUGGAGUGGUGCUAGUGGUGCUCCAAGGGUCUUAGAGGUCUUAAUGAAAACCACCAUUGAGGACGCUUUACUUGUUUUCCACCCUGGCCAAGAGUCAGACUUCAUUGCUAUUGGCGUUGUGAAAGGCUACCUCAAAGGUAUGCUGGACCUCGGCAGUGGCAUAAAGGUACUCGAGAAUAACCAGGUGCAGAUGGAUGAUGAUCAGUGGCAUAGAGUUAAGGUUCAAGUCAGUCAAGAUUCUUUUGUCAUUAAUGUGGACAGCCAAUCUUCCUCUCUCCCUCUUGAUCCGUCACAAAAAUUGGACUUGGCUGGAAACUUGUAUUUAGGAGGCAUCCAGGGGAAAAUGAAAGAUGUCUUUCGUGACAGCGGGUCCUUAAACCAUGUAGAGGAGGUGAUGACAGCUGAAUCCUUCAUUGGUUGCUUGGGGGAAAUCAAAGUAAAUCAGAAGGAUAGAAGCCUGCAGGACGCUCUGGUGACCAAAGAUGUUCACGUUAAAUGUGAAGGAGAGGACUAUGACUACUCAAGUUACUAUGACAUAGACGCAACUACAACUUCUCCACCUGUUCGCAUCACGUAUGCUGAUAGGGACUUGUUUGAACAGCAUUGUGACACAACAGAUGACACACCAGAAAUAUUCAAAAAUGUAAAAAAACUUCUUGAUGUUAACCCAUUGCUUGUGCCUGAAGGAGGGGAAGUUUUUGUUGAUAUCAGCAAACUAAGCCCUACAUUUGACCUCAGUGCUGCAGGAAUGCGUCAGUCUGAAAUAAUCUUCACUCUCCGGAAUGAACCCUACUAUGGCUUGCUUGAUAUAAACACUAACACAAGACGCACACAAAAGUUCACUCUUCUCGAUGUUGUCAAUAGGAAAAUUAAGUAUAUGCACGAUGGAAACGAGAGGCAUCCAGAUCAAAUCCAGCUACAGGUGGUUGCUAACAGUAAUAGCUACCUUCCAGAAUGUCUAAAAACUCCUCAUGAGUAUGUCCUCCCAGUUGAAAUUAUUCCCGUCAAUGAUAUACCACAACUUGGUGGAGGAGAAAUUACCAUCACAGAAAAUGGCAGGACUCGUUUAAGUCCCAGCCUUAUUAAAAUCAUGGAUUCUGACACCCGCUGUGAUGAAUUAGUAGUAACUGUAACCUCAGAGCCUUCCAUGGAAGUUGGUUACUUGGAAAACGGUCAACAGCCAGGAAGAAGUAUCUCAGAGUUCACUUGCAGGGAGUUGAAAGAUGGAAAUAUCUAUUUUGUACACAGAGGUGGUAGUGCUGCUGGAAUUACCUUGGAGGUGUCUGAUGGACAGUCAGUGAGUCAUUCAACUACUUUUAAGUUAUCUGUGACACAGCCACAUGUAACUAUUGUCACCAACACUGGUCUUUUCUUAUCCCAAGGAAGUAACGCAUCCAUAGGUGUUCAAAAUCUGGCUGUCCUCGCUCAUCCUCGUAAUGGAGAUAUUGUGUAUAACAUCACACAACCUCUGAUAUAUGGAGAACUACAGAUAAUGAAGAGUGAUGGAAUGUACAAGCAGGUUAAAACUUUCCAUCAAUCUGAUCUGGAUCAAAACCACCUUAGAUAUGUCAGCACAGAUUCUAGCGACCAAGAAGAUGUUGUGGUCGAGCGGAUUCAGUUCAAUGUCCACUUGGGGCAGUUCUCCCUCUGGAAUAACACCUUCUUAGUCAAGAUCAUGCCUGCACAAGUGAAAGUUUCUAACAUAGUUGCAUUGGAGAUACAGCCUGGUGAAGAGCAAACAAUUGGACUCACAGAGCUUCAAGCCAAAGUAAAUGGGAAAAACCCAGAUCCACAAACUGUAAAAUACAUCCUUGUCAAGCCUCCAACAUUUGGUAGUCUCCAGAUGUUAAACAGAGAGUUGGUUGAGGGAGACGUCUUCACACAGAAGGACAUAAUGGACCAUACUGUUAGUUACACGGUACGUGAGCAACGAGCUAUAGAUAGUACAGACCAGUUCCAGUUCAGAGUCCUUGCUGAUGAUCAGUACUCCCCUCUAUACACCUUCCCUAUUAACAUCCUCGCCAAUGCAGAUGCUCCUGUUUUGACCAAUGAAAGGCUGGUUGUCUUGCAGGGUGGUGAAUAUACUAUCAACAAAAACUAUCUUUGGAUGCAGUCUCCAGAUUCUACAGAUUUUGUGUACCAGGUCACACAAGAGCCAAAAUAUGGCCGACUGAUAAGGGACACCCCACCCGGGCUGCCUAGAUUUGAGGGGGCAAUAAGAGUAUUCAGCAAUGAAGACCUCCAGCUUGACAGGCUUAUUUACAAGCAUGAUGGCUCCAAGACAAGCAGUGAUGAGUUUCAUUUUUCAGCAUUUAAUCAAGUAGCAGGAAGUCAAGACAAUCAGGAAACAGUGAACAGUGUUUUCAGAAUUUCUAUCCAAUCUAAGAAUGAGCAUGCUCCUGUGAGGGUUGUGGAUAAAGUCUUCAAUGUAGUCCGCCACGGUCAGCGCCUGCUAACAACUGAUGUCAUCCAGUUUAAGGAUGAUGACUCAGGUUUCAAUGACACCCAAAUUGUUUAUGCUCGCGAGGGAAUCCUUUCCGGCAAUAUUGUCUCAACAUCUAAUCCUUCACAGUCCCUUUUCCGUUUCACACAAGCCGAUCUGCAAGAUAAGAACAUCCUCUUCAUUCACCACGGAGCAGACCGUGAACGCUUCUCACUGCAGGUGUCAGAUGGCUUCCACAAAACUACUGCACUGCUUCAGAUCCAGGCAGGUGAACCAUACCUGCAAGUAGUAAACAACACCAUCAUUGUCAUCAACCAUGGAAGCACCAAAACCCUUAACACUACCCUUUUGAGCGCUGACUCCAACAUGGACAUCAGAGACGACAGUGAGAUCAAGUUCCAGGUCACAUCGCCACCCAGUGAUGGCAGGAUUAUUGUGAGUGGGAUUGAGGCUACAGUGUUCACUCAGGAGGACCUGAAAAAAGGUGUUGUGUCAUAUGAGCAUAAUUAUGAGAGUCUGAGGUCCAAGGACUCCUUCGGCUUCACCGUUCAAGCAAGAGGACAUUCUGCAGAGGGCACAUUCAGGAUUAAAAUAUUCAAGCAAGGUUACCUCUCUGAGCCUGAGGUGCUAACAAACGAGGUCAUCAUUUCCUUUGAGGGAGAACACACCAUAAUCAACCAGAAUAUUCUCAAGGUGGACCAAGCUGAUAUUCUGCCUACAGAAAUGGUGUUCACCAUUAAAGAGCCUCCUCGUCUCGGUCAUGUGGUCAAGCUGACAAACAGUUCAGACAGCACAGCCUCGCCUGUCCUCGACUACAUUCACUCCUUCACACAGGAGGACAUUAAUCAGGGGCGCAUUCUCUAUGUGUCUGCAUCCAUCCAGGGCAAUGACGUCUUCACAGUAGAUGUCAGUAAUGGUUUUACAACAGUGGAGGACCUGCACAUCUCUGUGGAGAUCGUGCCCCAGCUCAUCCCCAUUCAGACCUUCAACUUUACAGUGAAGGAAGGCCUCAGCAGGCCAAUUAACGCAGAGAUUGUUAACAUCUCACAUCCCUUCUACAGCUCAGCAAACAUCGAAUUCGUUGUGGAAGAGUCACCACAGCACGGGGACAUCCGCUACCUGGAUGGAGACGAACUUUCUUACUUUUCAUGGGAAGAGAUGAAACUUGGACACAUCUACUACAUGCAUGACAGCACCGAGAGCACUGAGGACAGUUUUACACUCUCUGCCUCGGCUUAUGAGAUUGAUCGCCGGAGCCUGCAUGUCACUAUCUCAGUGACUGUCAUACCAGUCAAUGAUGAGCCGCCAAAACUGACACGUAACACAGGACUGGAGGUUCUUGCCGGAGAGGAAGCUGAUAUCACCUCCAGCAUGCUGAAUACUGAUGACGCUGAUACCCCUGCAGAAGAACUGGUUUACCACGUUGAGGUGCCAACAAAUGGGAUGGUGGCAUUGAAGGAGGCGCCCGAGGAGGGCGUCCUAAAUUUCACACAGUCUCAAAUAAACAAAGGGGAGGUCAUCUUCAUUCACGAGGGUGAGGAGUCUGGUGGUUUCAGUUUCACCGUGACAGAUGGAGAGCACACAUCUCCUCUCUACCGAUUUGUUGUCACAGCCAGGCCUCUCACCAUCACCAUGGUAACGCAGGAGGAGCUCGUGGUAUUUCCAGGAACAAGGCAGCCUAUCACAAGUGCCAAUCUGGGGGCUGUAACCAAUGAGGAUGGAAAUGAGAUAAACUACUCACUUACCCGCCCACCUCGUUUAGGAAGACUCAUCCUGGCCAAUGACAGGAAUCAGUAUGAGGAAAUUACUCGUUUUUCACAAACACAGCUUGAGUCAGGAGCAGUCUACUAUGAGCACCAGAUACCUGAGGAGCCUUUUUGGGUGGCAAGGGAUGCUGUAGAGUUUACUCUGUCAUCCCAACCAGCCCCAGAUGUCCGUCACAUCCUGCCCAUUACCAUCUCUUACUAUGCUGCUCACAGCAACAUCUCCUCACAGCUGUGGAAGAACAAAGCUCUGGACAUUGUGCAAGGACAGAGGAAAGCCAUUGACGAUUCAAUUCUUGACGCUUCCAACCUUCUGACUAGCCUACCUGAAGUUCAGCGAGGUGCUAUGAAUGUGGUUUUUGAGAUUAAGCGUUUCCCUGACCAUGGUCGUAUCACCCUGAGUGGUCAGGACCUGCCACGUAAUGCCCCAUUCUUCACUCAGCAAGAUGUAGCUCACGGAUACCUGGAGUAUCUCCAUGAUGACUCAGGGGCAUCUUUUGACAGCUUCUCUUUCAGGGCCCGUCUAAAGUCGGAAAAUCAUGGUGUGACCUCACCUGCCGAAUCUGUAGUCCUGGAAGAGAUCUUUAACAUCUCAGUCAAACGGCGUGGCUCUGACCCCCCUGAACUAGUCACUAUAGACAUGCUCUUGGAGGUUCUUCAAGGUUCUAUGACCAUCUUGACCCAGAAGCAUCUUAACACUCAAGACGAGGACAGUCCGCCAGAUGAGGUGCACUUUAAAGUGACCAAAGCUCCUGGUAACGGUCGACUUGUUGAUUCACAUACAAUGGACCCCAUUUCUGAGUUCACACAAGAGAUGGUCAAUCAUGGCCAGGUGGGCUUCUACAGUGAUGGCACCCUUGCUGAUGGAUUUGUGGAGUUCAUUGUGUCAGAUGAAGGACAUCAAACAGAGCCGCACACACUCCACAUCAGUGUCCUUGCUCGCACCCUGCUUCUUGACAAAGCCCCUGAGAUCAAGGUCAAGCAAGGCGAUGAUGAGACCCUGGUGACUGAGGAGAUGUUGAAAGCGACUACUGGGGGCCCUGUUGAGGAGGACAUCCUUUACAAGAUCACAAGUGUUCCUAAAUAUGCAGCAGUUAUGGUAGACCGGCAGCCUACAUCCGCCUUCACCCAGAAACAGAUCAAAGAAGGCAGAGUCAGUGUCCGCUUUAUCAAGUCCACUUCACCUCGAGACAGCGUUGCAUUUGUAGCUCGUAGCCGUGCUGCUAAUGUCUCCUCUGUCCUUAACAUCACAGUCCAGCCUCUGGCCAACAUUGCCCAGAAUCCUCUCUUACCCAAAGGUGCUCUUAUACAACUGGACAGGAAGCUUCUGGAUGCAACUCCCUUGGCAAACAAGACCAGAACCUCCCCCACAUUCACUGUCAUCCAACAGCCAAGGGGGUCUCGUUUUGUGAAGUCUGGAGGUCCUAGUGCAGGCCAGCCAGUGAACACAUUCAGCCAGAACGACCUGGAUGAGGGCCGUGUCGCUAUGGAAAUCCUGAAUAGCUCUUCUGGAUCAAGAGGUAGUCUCACACAGGAUGAGGCCCGCUUCCUGCUCAAAGCUCAUGGGGUUCCUCCAGCAGAAUGUGUGCUUUCCUUCCAGACGGGCCCCUUCAAUGCCUCUGGGGUCUACCCUGCCACUCUGUUGAGGAUUCCCUCAGAAGCCCCAUCGAAGGACAGUAAUGAUCUACCUAUUGUGAAGUCCCCUCGUGCCACUCCAGCUAGCCCCCGCGACAGUGGCAACAUGGACUGGCCCAACCGAGAUGCUCCCACUACAACAUCUUCUGGCUCUAGCUCACAUGGGAAACCACAUGUUGCCCGGCGCAGCAACUUCUGGUCUAUUCUCAUCCCAAUCCUGGUAAUCCUCCUCCUCUUGCUUCUGGCAGCCGUGUUAGCCUACUACCUGAUCCGCAAAAACAAAACAGGCAAGCACAACGUCCAGACAGCAGCAUCCAAGCCCAAAAAUGGAGAAGUGGCCGGCACAGAAACCUUUCGCAAAACUGACCCAGCAAAUAACAUCCCCAUGUCCAACAUGGACUCCAAAGAUGCAGACCCGGAGUUGUUGCAGCACUGUCGGACAACAAACCCGGCCUUGAAAAAGAACCAGUACUGGGUCUGAGAAUAUUUGAGAUAGGACACAGAGAGAGGUGGAUUCUCAAGUUUUGGAAGCCUCCCCAAAUCUUUCCUCUCAGUAUUAAAGACCUCUCGCCACACCAGUUUAGAUGAAAAUAUUUUUUGAGACCAUUGGUUAUUUACUUAUCUCAACAUAACUAUGGACAAAAUCUCAGGCAAUAAAACACUGAAUACAUUGGCAAAGAAAGAGGCAGUUUCAUAUCUAAGGAGGUUCAUGCCAUGUCUAUUUAUUUUAGUUUAUCAUUCCUCUUUGUCAAAGGGCACAAAUGAAGACAUAAACAUGCCACGUGUUUGCAAAAAGUAUUUUGGGUGUGCUCUGUCAUUGUAUUCCAUAAGAUAUCAAAGGCCAUUAUUAUUAAUUUGAGUGGACAGGUAAUUUAAAGUCUUUGUAAUAGUUUGAUUUUAGUUUUUGGUUCAUCAGGAAAGUUGAUAAGCCUUGUGUAUAGACGAUGAGGUAAAUAUAUGCUGUAUUAUCGAGAAGAUGAAACACUGCCUUUUUGUGUUUUUUCUUUAUGUUGUUUUAAAGGUACCGUUGUAUUGUGUUUCUCAGGGCUAAAUUCAGUUUUAAGGAAUAGUACAUCAUUUUGUAAAAUAUGCUAAUUCACCUUUUUUCCAAGAGUUAGAUAAGGAGAUUGGUAUCACUCUUAUAUCUGUCUGUUAAAUAUGAAACUACAGCCAGUAGUUAGCUUAGCUGAACAUAAUGACUAAGGGGAAAUAGGUAGGUUUGGUUCUGUCCAAAGGAAAAAAAUAUCCACUUACCUCUAAAGUUCACAACCUACCAUGUUGUAUCUCUUUUGUAUAAUGCGUUCAAAAACCACAGUGUAAGAACAACAAGAUUUGGUUUUACGGUUGUUUAUUUGCCUACACAGUGACUUCCUGAAUCUGGCUGGCUAAAAACAAGUUAGCUGUUGGCCCUGUCUCCAGUCUUUAUGCUAAGCUAAGCUAAUGGUCCCCUGUCUGUGGUUUCAUAUUAAACAGACAAAUGUGUGAGUGGCAUUGAUCUUCCUCUUUGUACGAGAGAAUAAGCUUAGUUCCCAAAAUGUCAAAUUAUUACACUAAUGUCAUCAUGUGAUAACAUUUCAGUAGUUUGACUUUUGUUUGUUUAAUACUUAAAACUGUUUAAAAUAACAAACUUGUUGUGGCAACUUGCACAGGUUUCAUUGAAUUUAGCUCAGAGUCAUGUCAUCAUCUGUCAUAUGUUAUUAUUUCUGCACAUUUCCAAAGUGCUUGUAAAUAUUCAUUGGACUGGCACAGCACUGACCACAAAACUACACAGUACAUAGUUUGUAGAUCACAGGCAGGACAUUAUUUUGGUAGUAUUGGUGUUUAACACAUCUGUAUUGGCUGGCUAGGCAGGAGUGAAGUCAUCUCAAAGUGAGAUGUUUCCAAGUCUGCAAUUAAGAAUUCAUAAAAACUGGUUGGUGCUGGCUGGCAAAACUAAAUAAAAUGCUUCACUGGUUAGGUUGCAUUGAUUUAAAAUGAAGACAGUGGAAAACAACAGAGUUUGUUUUAAAGUUUUCAAAGCUAUUUUAGAUUUUAAGCAUUCCAUAUGUAAGCUGAAUAUAGAGGUUGUCAUAUAUUGAGAUAAUGACUUUUCUUUACUCUAGACUUGUUUUUUAUGUUGAAACUAAGAAGAGCAUUACUGUAAAUCAGACUCCUCUUGUUUCUCUUAAGACAUCUUAAAUGUCAAUCUGACCUGUGACGGUUAUCUGGCUGUUGAAUGUUGAGUACGUACUUAAGGUGAAGUAGAAAGUGUGAAAUGAGAGAAUCAGAUGAUUUCUUUUUGAUACACUAAAGAAAGGAAGGACUCAAACAACUAUUUUUCUUUUUGAAAACUGACUAUUUGCUGUAAAUUUCUUUUCUCAUACUGUAUACCGAUGACACCUUAUUCUCCGUUAGUCAUAUACUGAAUAUACAAUAAUUUCUUUGCAGUAUCCAUCUUUUAUUGAUCUUAUAUUUUUGUAGUGUUUUAAGAGCAGGAAAUGUAGGUAGAGAUUUUACAGACAGCACAGAGCUCAGGAAAUUUCCUGUGACAUUAUCUCUUAAAGAUAGCUGAAAUAAAAUGAUUGGUUCCACCUUCAGGAUAUCCACAUCUUACCAGUUUUAUGUGUACAUUUUAUGUAUGUUUUAAGAGUAAGAUUUUUGGGCUUCAUUAACAUCUCGAAAUAUAUAUAUAUCAUGUUUUGCAUUGAAGAUAUAUGUACAUGUAACUACAUUUAAUUAGACUGAUGAACAACAAAGUAUGCCUGAGUGUGUGUGUCUCUGUGUAUGAGAGUGUGUUUGUGUGGGAGCCCAUCACUCCACUCUGUCACUUGUCUGUUUCCUGCUUACUGAAGGCUGAGUUCAUUGCAGAGUUUCAUCACCAUCCCCUCUUUUCAUUAUUUAUUAUUUCUGUCCCCAGAAAUACUUCCCAUACAUGAAUUCAUACAUAGACAUUAUGUGCUUUGUCAGAGCUUAAACUGUAAUGCGUAAACUGCAGGUGCCUUUAAAAAAUAAUGGUAAUACAAAGCAAUGUUUAAAUUCUGGAAUAGGAGAAAUGUCUAUUGCUGCAGUAUGCCUGUGAGCUUGUUCUCGGCACUAAUAGAAAUAAAAAAUGUUCAUGCAACAAAAUCUGUGUUGUUGUU